Paramuricea clavata is the source of this 507-nucleotide messenger RNA. Lineage: Eukaryota; Metazoa; Cnidaria; Anthozoa; Malacalcyonacea; Plexauridae. The record is from the annotation of a GenBank genome assembly.
AUGAGGCAGGCACAAGAACAUAGGCGUCUGUUUUCAUUUGGUGGCAGAAAUGUGAAAUGUACUAAUGGAAAGUCAAAUAAGGGAAAAGAACGAAAGCCAACAUGUACUUUAAAGUUUGUUGCUUUGUCAGAAAUGGCCACCUCAAAACCACCCAGCAAAAUACGUGACAAAACUGCCUUAUUAAAUGCUGGCCUGGGUGAAGCAUCUAUCCAUUUUUUUCUGGAUAUGAGCCGCUUGGAAUGCCAUGACAAGAUUUUGGAAAGAUUUCCUAAGUUGAAAGAAACUGGAUAUGAAAUGCUGCUUUUUCAAAGGGGAGAUGAUUCUGGUUUUGUUAAUAUUGGUGGUCCACAAACUGCAAGGUGGUUGAAAGAUGCAGCUGGUUAUGCCAAAAUAUAUCUCCGCCCUUUACAAAAAGAUGUUGACAUGGGCUUGAUUGACUCUGAAGAUGAGCCUCAGGUAGAAAUAUGUCAUAUUAAGUGUCACACAUUGGUAUCAGCAUAUCUUUAA